AUGUCGUCUAUCAAUCGCUGGCUGAUCGGCAUAUGUGCCGUGUCCACGGUAUGGGCGAACCCCAUACAGACCCGCGAGACGGACUAUGUGAUGCCCAACUCGACCGGUUUCCGCAUGCAACAUGGCUUUGAGACCGUGCUCGUCCAACCAUUCGGCUACGACGGGUUUCGCGUUCGCGCCUGGCCCUAUCGCCCGCCCACUGGCAACGAGAUCAGCUUCAUCUACGACCCGCCUCUCGAGGGUUUCGAGGACGGAAAAGCCCAUGGCUUGGACUUUGACACUGCCUUCAAUGGCAAUCGGACGGUGGCUAUCCGAAAUGGCAAGAUGGUCGUCCGCACUUCCGGCUGGGGUGGGAACCCGGGGGCUCUCCGCGGCCGCGACUGGGCUGACCCGACGGUGGCGUGGAGUGCGAACAUCGACACGCUUGAGUACCGCGAGCUGUACGUGCGGUGGUUCCAGUGGGCGACCUUCCUCCCGUUUAUGCGAACACACGGGUCGAGGAAGUGCAAUGUGCAGAAUGCGUACACAUGCAACAACGAACCGUGGUCGUACGGCGAGGAGAACACGUCCAUCAUUGUCUCGUACAUCCAGCUGCGGUAUCAGCUCAAGGCGUAUAUCCAGGCUGUAUUCGAGCAGUAUCACCAAACGGGUCGGGCAAUUAUGAGGACGCUGUAUAUGGACUUCGAGCGGAGAGAUCCGCAGAUCGCGAAGAUGACGCGGGAGAAUGUCAAUGCCACCACGCAGCAGUACAUGUUUGGUCCGAGGCUGCUUGUCACCCCAGUCACGUUGCCCAAUGCAACCGAGUGGGAGGUGUAUUUGCCGCAGACGGGUCAGAAUGAGACGAAGACAUGGACGUACUGGUGGACAAAUCGGACAUAUGCUGGUGGACAGACGGUGACUGUGCCGGCCCCGAUCGAACACAUCCCAUUGUUUUACCUGGGCAAGAGGGAGGAUAUAAUGAGCGGAAGUGUUUUCUAG
This is a messenger RNA of Aspergillus viridinutans, 978 nucleotides long. Its product is annotated as glycosyl hydrolase, family 31. The coding region runs from base 1 to 978 and encodes 325 amino acids. The record is from RefSeq and is a predicted model, not a curated record. Gene Ontology annotation, biological process: carbohydrate metabolic process. Gene Ontology annotation, molecular function: hydrolase activity, hydrolyzing O-glycosyl compounds. NCBI's taxonomy places the organism in Eukaryota, Fungi, Ascomycota, Eurotiomycetes, Eurotiales, Aspergillaceae. The transcript has 2 exons.